AUGGGAGGGAAAGGAGAGAAAAACUACCUAGCUGCUCACGGCGGACCGGCGAGACUACCUCCGCCGCGUGAUCGUUCGGAGCAAGAUGCACUUCCUUCCAAGCUCCGUGUUCUCAUGAACUACACCUCUCCCUCUCCCCACGAUUCUACUAAACAAGUUGUCGAGAAGAAAGAAAAUAAUACUAAAGCUAGAGUAGAUGCUGCUGCCAAGGAGAAUGAUGCACUGUUGAACAAUGGAGAUGAAAAGAUGAAGAAGCUAAAGAGAAAAAGAAAGAGGAAUCAAGUAAAAGACCUUCGUUUCGAACAGGAGCUUGCGGAGUUGGAUGGUCGGUCUAAAAGGAAAGAACGCAAGAAGAAGUAUUGGGAGGCUAAGAAGCAGAAAAAGAGUCAAGGAAAGACUGAAGAUACACUCAGAGAAAACUUCCCGAAGCAUGAAGAGAUCAGGUUUGGUGAUGUGGUGCAAGCUCCACCAAAACUGGCUCUUGUUCCAAAGGCACGAAAGACUCCUAUGAGUGCUUCAAAGGAGAGGCAGCGAUUAGAGGCCAUUGAAGCUUAUAGAUCUCGAAAUGGAUGGACCUCAAGACCAGGUGAUCAGAUUCCUUCUGUGGCCAUGCAAUAAGAUGCGCCAUGAACUCAGUUUUGUAGUGUGAGUGUGACUCCUCUGUUUUUUGUUUUGUUCUAGCUGGCUGUCAACUUAUAGAUCACAAUGUUCCGCUCUUUAGAUUGUAAUCUUACUGGAAACAUUAUGACAGUUGAGUUAACCAGAGUACUCUUUCAAUAUAUAUAAGCAGAUU
Molecule: messenger RNA, 793 nt
Organism: Brassica oleracea var. oleracea
Lineage: Eukaryota; Viridiplantae; Streptophyta; Magnoliopsida; Brassicales; Brassicaceae
Product: protein SREK1IP1
Exons: 5
Coding region: 1-618 (205 amino acids)
Source: RefSeq, a predicted model, not a curated record